GACGAAUUUCUUGCUACUGCUGCUGCCGUAGCAUGCUCAGCAUCUAACCCCGGCAGUCACUCCGCUUCCAUGCCAUACAAUGAUUCGGUGUCCACUACCCCCGGCUUUUCCUCCGACACGCACAACUCUACGAAGAAAAAAAGACGCCGCUCUCCAUCCCCAACAUCAGAGGUUGCGUCUGUUGUCGUUGGUAGCACCAAGAAACGGCGCCCAGGGCCAUCCGGGGAUCGAAGCAGUCGUCUUUCUGGAAGUCAAUCAACCUCCCGCAAGAUAAGAAAAGAAGACGAAGAUGAGGCUUCCUGUCAAACCGCUCAAUCAGACACCUUAGCGGAGGAAAGCGAUUUGACACGAGAGUUUGACGAUCCCGAACCAAUUCAUAGAGUCAUGCAUGUGCCCGUCACUGCCAGCAACGGACCACCUGUCUCCUCCAGUUCACGACCUUCACGAGCGUCUAGUAGCAACGCACAAGGUGGAGAAAACGCGAGUGGGAGAUCCAUUUUAUUUGAUUUAGACGAAGAUAACGAUGGGGGAGAAGCUGCGGACACGUUGGUGGGUGUCAACGAUUCCCAUGUGCAUCCGUCAGCAGGGGACGGUAUCAAUGAUGAUCUGCGACACACUGGUUUGGCUUCCGGUCAUACCGAUAUGAGUGUUACAGAACAAGCACAUUGUAUUGUCAUUCCGUCGUAUUCCGCGUGGUUCGAUUAUAAUGCGCUUCAUGGAAUUGAGCGACGUGCGCUUCCUGAAUUUUUCAACGGUCAGAACAAGAGCAAAACUCCGGAGGUUUAUCUUGCUUAUCGGAAUUUUAUGAUUGACACCUAUCGUUUGAAUCCACAGGAAUACUUGACGUUCACUGCUUGCAGGCGUAACUUGACUGGGGACGUUUGCGCCAUUUUGCGAGUUCAUGCAUUCUUGGAACAAUGGGGCCUAAUCAACUACCAGGUCACUGCACCUCUGGCUCCGUCCACCGGUGGUGGAGCCACAGAAGCUGCACGCUUAGCUGUGGCGGCAAGUUUGGGUCCACCUAGUACGGCACACUUCCACGUUUUGGCCGACAGUGCCAGUGGUCUCCAUCCAAUAGGGCCACAAAACCAAUCAGCCUUAAGUGCUACAACGACAGCCAACGCAGCUGCUUUGCCCGAAGGAUCAAUAGCUGACGGAACCAAAACGACUACCACGUCGGCAGCAGAAGUGUCGUCCAGCGCCAAUGGAGUUUGCAAACCUGAAGGGCAGCCAACUGAUGCAGGCGCUACAACUGGAAGCACCGGGUCUGCAAAUGUCAUUGGUUCAUCUCAACCCAACAGCGCCGCACUGACAAGUAAACCUAAUGCGUCGACAGGUGAUCCCGCUCUCCGUACUGAUCAGUACUUGAACAACGCCAGUACCAUUCGUAACACAGUACAGGCUCCCGGUGCGACUGCUGGUGACCUUCGAGCCAGCCAUGGAUCUGCUCCUUCAGUUCAAUCAGAAACAUCCGCAGAGGUGAAACCAAAUUCGACCCUCCUUCGAGGUGCAUCUCAAGGUGGCUGGAGCGAUCAGGAAACUCUGCUACUUCUCGAGGCCCUGGAAAUGUACCGUGACGAUUGGAAUAAGGUUGCCGAGCACGUAGGGAGUCGAACACAAGAGGAGUGUAUCCUCCACUUUUUGCGUUUGCCCAUAGAAGACGCCUAUCUAGAGGGAUGUGACCCGGUAAUCAAUUUGACCGCCCUAGCCAACACCAGCCACCCUCUUCCUCCGUUCUCCAAGGCCGCGAAUCCAAUUCUGUCCACGGUCGCCUUCUUGGCUGCAGCUGUAGAUCCUCGUGUUGCCGCAGCUGCAGCACAAGCUGCUCUGACGGAGUACGCAAAAAUGCGCAAUGAAGUUCCUGCCGGUCUAUUGCACGAACAUAAAGCGCGCGUAGAGGCUGCAGUUCGAAACGGAGAACAUGUUGACCCUAGUAAGUUCGGUUUAGACGAGGUUGGUGGCGAUGAUCGAACCAAAAUAUCGACGGAAUUGAAAAAGGUCCCUGAGUUAUCCCUCGGUGCUGAGACGACUACGGUGACUACUCCAAAGGAAUCUGAGAAGUCAGAGACCAUGGACACUUCUGUAGGAGGUGAUACACUUAAUAGUGGGGAAGCGGAAAAAGUAGAAGACGCUCAAGGUCCAGGGGAUAUACCUGCUGCCGCUCAGUGCGACUCAACAUCGGCCAUCUCUCAACCAAGUAUGGAGAAAUCGGAUGAACCGGGCGAUGUGAUUGAAGCCUCUGAAACGACCGAAGCGGUUGCGCUCAAAUCCGCGGACGUGACCAUGGAAGACAAUACUCAAGAAUCUCUCAAGUCAGGAGAAACUCUGGCGUCUGGUACUGACGAGAAUCCGCCAGCGUUGCAGACGGCACCAACCGAAAAAGAUGCCACAACGGACAAAGAGCAAGUAUCAAGUGAAAAAUCGAAAAUAACGUCUCCAACAGAACAUUCUCAAACAGAAACUGGCAAAACGUGUGAGAGUAAUUCAAUACCACCUAAUCCGGAUAGUUUGGGCACCGCAGCCGCAUGUGCGUUAGCUGCUGCUGCAACGAAAGCAAGACAUUUGGCCGGGGUGGAGGAAAAACGAAUCAAGGGAUUGGUCGCUCAGUUGGUUGAAACACAGCUGAAAAAUCCUUAUUCUGGUACACCGUCACCUCAGCCAUCUGCAGCUAACCAGUUCACUGCAGGCUCAGCUCCCGCGUCUAGUUCCCAACAUUCUGGUUUUCCUGCUCAACCGGUCGUUCAAGCUGCUGACCAUCGGCUCCCAUCGUCCAGUGGAGUGACACCUGCUGACAGUCCUCAUGUAACCGUGGCUCCCAGGUCGCCACAACCCAGCACCUAUCCACAUGGCCCUGUCAGUGGACAUACUUCUCCAACACCAAGUCAAAUUGUUCAGCAUCAUCCUCAAGAGGACACUCAAAAUCCUGUCCCCAACUUAUCCAAUGAAGCUUCCAACGAUUCAUGGUCUGGUGCAUCCUAUUCCACCACAACCGAAUCACAAAGUUCUAUUCGUCCGGGGGGUGACCUAGCAGCAAGGGAUGGUCGCCCUACUUCCAUCCCAUUGGACUCUCCGGCACCAGCUGUGCCAUCACAAGUCACUAACAACGCAACGGAGCAAUCAACUCCAGUGGCUCAUCCAACGCAGUUAUCUGAGGAAGAGGCCACUUCUGCACAGUUUUCCACAGAAUCCCAAAUUGAAACAGGUGCACCAGUCGAAUCUUUAAAAGUGAACCCACCGACAACCGAAGUGCCCAAAGCAAGCGGUCUAAUUCCGGCUUCAGAUAGCCAUCACCCCGGCUCGCCUGCUGAAACACGUGAGGUGGAAUUAUCAUUUGAUGAUUCAGCAAUGCAGGAAUCGUACACGACAGAGUAA
This is a messenger RNA of Echinostoma caproni, 3372 nucleotides long. Lineage: Eukaryota; Metazoa; Platyhelminthes; Trematoda; Plagiorchiida; Echinostomatidae. The record is from the annotation of a GenBank genome assembly.